CGGUGUUUGGGCCGACAUUUCAUGUAGUGGCUGCCUGCGGAAAGAAGACCUCAUAAGAAAAAGAGACCUCGUUCAUGAGUUAAACCUCAGUGUGUUUGUUCACAGAUUUCUCGGUUACAGUGUUCUACAGAAAUCAUCAGUCUGGUAUACAGUGAAUCUAUUCACACAGCUUAGUUGCCUUGGUUAUAGGGCUGUUGUUUAGCAGUCAGGAUGGCAGUAGUCAUCAGGCUGCAGGGUCUGCCCAUAGUGGCUGGCACCAUGGACAUCAGACACUUCUUCUCUGGCCUCACCAUCCCUGACGGGGGAGUGCACAUCGUAGGGGGUGAACAUGGUGAGGCGUUCAUCGUCUUUGCCACUGAUGAAGAUGCUCGGCUGGGGAUGAUGCGUACAGGCGGGUCAAUUAAGGGAUCAAAGGUUUCGCUGUUGCUUAGUAGUAAGACGGAAAUGCAGAACAUGAUCGAGCUAAGCCGUCGCAGGUUUGAGGCUGGUGCAGGUGCUGUUGAAACUGCUACACCUUCAACAGGAAAUGCUAAUCGACAAGCAGGUGCAGCUCCUAUACCUACAGUGCAGCCAGGAGCAGGCGGGAGAAGUGGAAACCAUGGAAACCAAGGAUUUAGUAAUGCCUCCACCACAGUAACGGCAGCAAGCUCAACGCAGGAACCAUCAAGCAACAAAGCAGUAGCCAGCUUGGCCAGUGUAGUACCUUGUUUCCCCAACAGUUAUAGCUCCACUCCCACAAUCACCACAGCUCUGGCAUCACUCACUGCUGGCCCCCCACCCAUCCCCUCACUUCCCAGUAUGCCCUCCAUGCCGCCCAUGCCCACAUUGCCCACCAUUCCAGUUCCUCCUCCAGUUUCCUCACUUCCCCCUGUUCCUACACACUCCCCUUUGUCCCAAGGACCUCCAGUGCCUCCUAUGUCCCACCUUCCCCACAUGUCUUCCCUGCCUCCCUUCAAUCCCUCCCUUCCACCCCCAGGGGGACUGGGUUCUGGCCUCCCUCUUGGAACUCCCAACCAUAUGCUGUUUAAUCCUCUCUCCCCUUUGGCCUCACUUGGCCUUCAGGCUCAUAUGAAGGCCGCUGCUGCUGCAGCCACUGGUGCAGCCAGUCCAGAUGAGUUAUUUGUCCUCUUGCAGAAUCUCCCAUUCUCCUGCUCAGAGGUUGAGGUCAGGGAAUUUUUUCGGGGUCUCGGUGUGGAUGGAGUUCAUCUGCUGAGGGAUGGACAGGGCAGGCCAACUGGUAGGGCUGUGGUCAAGUUUUUCUCACCCCAGGAGAGUUUUGAAGCUGUGAAGAGGGGAGGUGGGAUGAUGGGCCAAAGGUUCAUUGAGAUCAUCCCAUCCUCUGAACGUCAGUGGGCCAACCUCAGUGACAAUAUGGUUGACCAUGUUUCUCACAAUAUCAGCAAGUCAAAUAACAACUGUAAUUUACAGGAUCAGCAGCAGCGCCGUGGUAAUGUCGGGUCUGGAGGCAGGGAUCAGCGAGGAAGGUCACGAUCUCCUCACCGACAGGAGUUCUCUGUCUACCUGAAGGGCCUUCCCUAUGAGGUUGACAAAAAACAGAUAAAAGAGUUCUUUAAGAAUUUAUCCGUUGUGGAGGACAGUGUUUACAUUGCCUAUGGACCCAAUGGGCGAGCCACAGGAGAGGGCUUCCUUGAAUUCAAAACGGAACAGGAUUAUAAGACUGCUUUAGGUGCUCACAUGCAGUACAUGGGCACCCGCUUUAUCCAGGUCCACCCAAUCACUCGAAAGGGAAUGCAUGAAAAAAUUGACACCAUCCGCAAACGUGAAGCGUCCCAGAGUGAUGGCAAGAAUCUGGAUGGUUUGAAAGCUCCAAGGAACUGUGCCCAUAUCACCAAUAUUCCUUACAAUAUCUCUAAGAAGGAUGUACGUGGCUUCUUGGAGGGUGUGGGGCUUUAUGAGGAAACCCUUAAGGUUCUGACAGAUAGCCAUGGUAAUGGUUUAGGGCAAGCUAUUUUCCAACUGCGUACUGAGGAUGAUGCCCGCAAAGCUGAAAGAUUGCACCGCCAAAAGCUCAAUGGCCGUGAUGCAUUUGUCCACCUGGUAACCUUUGAGCAGAUGAAGGAAAUUGAGAGAAAUCCUCCUCCUCAAAACAAGAGGGGCCAGCGCAACCAGAAUCAGCAGAACCAAAAUCAGAAUCAGCACCAGCAAAACCAGCCCAGUCCCCAGCAGCCCCAGAUCAAUCCAUUUGCUGGGAUUAGUGGGGAAGAAUUUAACUUUCUCAGAAACACCAUGGGGAAUCUCACACAUCCCAACAGUGGCCCAUUUGUGACACCAUUCUCUGCCCCAGGGAAUGGGCUGGCAGGCCCUCCCCCUCUGCCUCCUAUGGCAGCAGGGCUAGGGGAUGUGAGUCUGGGUGUGGCGCCGCCACUUGUUGCUGGUCUUCCUGGAGCUCCUAUCCUGGAGCCACCAGGUUUUCGACCCAUUGUUGGGGGAGGAGCUCCAUUCAGUCAAGAUGGGCUUAGAGGGCUGGUGCCUUUUGACAACGCUAACAGAAAAGGGGCUGGAGGACAGAACAGAGGGGGAGGGGCUAACAGCAACCAAAACCGUCCAGGUGGAGGCCCUACUAGUGGACAGCAAGUGUUCACUCCAGGAACUGACAGUCUCCGUAACCAGCCAGCUCCUGGUGGAUCCAACAAUCCCAAUAGUCAACGUGUUGCUGCUGGCCCAACAAUUGUAAAACUCCAGAACAUGCCCUUCACUGUAACAGUGGAUGAGAUCAUGGACUUCUUCUAUGGCUACCAAGUAUUGCCAGGCUCAGUCUGCCUGCAGUUCAGUGAGAAAGGCCUGCCAACUGGUGAGGCAAUGGUGGCCUUCCAGAACCACGAGGAGGCUUCUGCCGCUGUCAUGGACCUCAAUGACCGACCUAUUGGCGCUCGUAAGGUCAAGAUAAGCCUGGGCUAAUGCCCUGCUCAAAAAAGCAAGAGAAGAGAAAAAAACUUCCUGUAGAUAAAUCAUGUCGCAUCUACCUGGAUCUCCUUUGUUCUUGAAAGACAACAUAAAACAUACCCAAUUUGGGGCUUCAAACUUAACUUUUGUGUGUAGAUAGUUCCAGGUAAGACCCACCCCUGCAGUUUGUCCAGUGAGAACACUUUGAUCCAGACUUUGUUCUUCCCUGCGGUGAUUCUCAUAGCACAAUCUAAUGAUGAUAACAGGAUUUUGGUCUUUUCUAUCCUGAGCUGCUGUGGUUUAAAUUUGACAUGCUCUGUUGCCAUGGUAAAAAAUAUGACGAAAAUCCACUGUAUGUUACAUGAUUAAAUGUUGUGCUCUGUUGCUAUGGUUAAGUCUUUACAUGCUCUGUUGCUAUGGUAAAACCUUUUUCAAUGGUAAAACACGCUGUAGAUGAAAAUGAAAUGUUGGUGCUCUGUUGCUAUGGUCUUUGCAUACUGUUGCUGUGAUAAAAUUAUGAUAAUUAAGCUGUGCUGUGAACAAAUGCUUAGGAUCAGUUGCUAUGAUGAAAUGUUGACAUGCCGCAUUGCUAUAGUAAAAUUAUUCUUACACAAAUCUCUGUCAUUGUAAAAGGCUGAGACUCGGUUGCUUUGGUAUCAUGAUAACUCAUUUCUGUUUUGCUGUGCUCAGUGGAUGUGGGAUUGACAGAUUGUUUACUUGUAUUAUUUUAGAAAUAACUUGGGAUCCUUUUCUUCUGUCACACUUCUGAUGUUGCUGUGUUUCAGCGAUGCUAUCUUGUCACUACCAAGUAUUCACAGUACAUGCUCAGGUGUUUGGACUUGAGCAUUGAUAUGAGUUCUUGCAUUUUUUAGUUUGGUAACUUUUUGUUGUAUGUAUGCUUGAUACUGUUUUGGAUGUUUCCAAACUUAAAGCAAUUUUUUUUGUUCUUUUUGUCAAUGUCACCAAAUGUGUAUGAUCAUGAAACCAUACAUUAUGUGGAGUCUCCUUUGCUUUGGUUAAUAAAAAGGACAUUUGUGAUGCACGUAUGCUCACCUGCGAUCA
Solea senegalensis (Senegalese sole) is the source of this 3966-nucleotide messenger RNA. RefSeq names its product copine I (gene cpne1). The transcript is spliced from 3 exons. Gene Ontology annotation, biological process: cellular response to calcium ion; regulation of canonical NF-kappaB signal transduction; positive regulation of tumor necrosis factor-mediated signaling pathway. Gene Ontology annotation, molecular function: calcium-dependent phospholipid binding; RNA binding. Gene Ontology annotation, cellular component: nucleoplasm; plasma membrane; ribonucleoprotein complex. The coding region runs from base 211 to 2919 and encodes 902 amino acids. Lineage: Eukaryota; Metazoa; Chordata; Actinopteri; Pleuronectiformes; Soleidae. The record is from RefSeq and is a predicted model, not a curated record.